Danio aesculapii is the source of this 8504-nucleotide messenger RNA. It is a transcript of the gene tep1, whose product is annotated as telomerase-associated protein 1. Gene Ontology annotation, molecular function: protein binding; telomerase RNA binding; telomerase activity. Gene Ontology annotation, biological process: telomere maintenance via recombination. The record is from RefSeq and is a predicted model, not a curated record. Lineage: Eukaryota; Metazoa; Chordata; Actinopteri; Cypriniformes; Danionidae. Bases 99 to 8138 code for a protein of 2679 amino acids. Gene Ontology annotation, cellular component: telomerase holoenzyme complex. The transcript has 56 exons.
AAGUUGUCGAGUUUCAGCCUUGAUACACUGUCAGCAGCUCACCGCUUCACUUCAACGUACUCUAAUACAUGGUCACAAAGCAUUAAAGCUAAGCAGUCAUGAAGGCUCCGGCUCUCCUUCAGUCUGAUCUGAAGGUAAAUAUGGACAUCAGACUACAGCAAAUCUGUCACAGUCCCAGGCUGGAAAAUCGCAUUUUGGCUCAAGCAGCCUCAGCAUUGUCUCCCCAUCAGUACGCAGCUCCAUCCUGGGCCAGUCAGACCUGCACCUCCUCAGCAUGUCCAGCUCUCCAGCCAACCAGCCUGUCCUCAACCAGGUCCACCUCAUCCCUUCUGUCCUCCACAACAAUGAGCUCCAUCUCCUCUGGUUCAUCCCUACUGAGCACCAAAAACACCCUUCUGGUGGAGCCCCGACUUCACGUUCCAACCUCAUCCUCUCUCAGCUCCACUUGCUCCCAGAAUCCUUUACUCUAUUGCUCUAAAAUGUCCUCAGCCAGCAUCAUCCCAAAUAUCUGCUCCUAUCCGUCAGCUUCAGCGGUGGAUAAAGUGAGCUCACAUGAAAAGAGAGAAGAGGAAGUCAUGCUUUUAUCAGCUGAGGGUCUGCUGGGAAAUAGAGAGGAGCCCAAACAGGAUGCCUUCAGGAUGUCUUCGCAGGAAAGCUUGGAUGGGGAUGACCAGAUGCUGUCGUCUGAAGCGGCUGUUUUGGAUAUGGAUGUAGAUGGAGAGGUGGAGCAGACUGUGGCUCUUCGUGAGGAGUUUGGAGAUCUUGAAGUAAGCAAAGACGAGAAACUUGCUGAACUGAGGGACCGGAAGAACAACCUGUUGAAUAUGGUGUGCUGCUCGCUGAUUCAGAAGGGCUGUGCCCCAGGCCAGAAGGACUGGGAUAACAAGAAGAGUGUGUGGAGCAUUAUUAAGAAGCUGGCUACAGAGAUUACCACAGAAGAUCCUGAGUUUGUCCUCAAGGUUGCAGUGUACACUAGGCAGGAACUGAACAUUCGUAUCACAGCCAACUACCUGCUGGCGCUGGCAGCUCAUCUGCCUGCGUCUAAACAACACCUGAGAAGAUACUUUUGUCCUGCUGUGCAGCUGCCAUCUGAUUGGCUGGAAGUGGCACGUCUCUAUAGCACGUGCUUCAGUAAAUCUUUACCCUCUUGCCUGAAAAAAGCUCUUGUGGAUAAAUUUAAGCAGUUCAGCGAAUAUCAGCUGGCUAAAUACAAUACACGAAAGCAUCGCUGCAAACACAACAAAAACCAAAAGAAAGGAAAGAAUAUCUCCCCCCUGGAGUGGAAGAAGUGGGGUGAGCUACUUAGAGUCGACGAGCCCAUUCUCAGAAAAUAUUUGGACAGCCAGAAGCGCACUAAAAAGGAUAAAAAAGAGAGUGAAUUCAGCCUUAAGAAGAUGGUUAUGCGCCUUCACAUCAAAGAAUCUGCAGAACAUGUCAUGGCCAUUCUGGGAAAGAAAUACCCGAGUGAUCUGAAGGCCUUCUCUCGCAGUGGUCUUAGUGGGGUCUGGGACAGAGAGAGAGCUGGAAAGCAGAUGAAACUUAAGCAACCCGAUACAUGGGAGCGCAAAGUUAGUCAGGAGGGAAACAAAGCUGCCACCUGGGAGAAACUCAUCGAUGGGAAGUCUCUUCCUUUUAUGGCCAUGCUGAGGAACCUGAGGAACAUGAUCACUGUGGGCAUCAGCGAGAAACAUCACUCCAAGAUCCUCAACAGACUGUCCUCGAAGAAUGCUGUAAUCCAGAGCAGGCAGUUUCCCUUUCGCUUCCUGUCUGCUUAUAAAGUAAUUUUGGAGCUCUUUAAGUUUGCCAGAGGAGCUGCGGUUAAAGUGAAGAGCUCUUCGGACAUUAUUCGAGACAUUCUAAAGAAACUGCCAAAGACCAGACGAUACAACCGAAACUGCUUGGACUGGGAUAAAGCAGAGCGCAAGAAACUGCGGGUUACAUUGCGUGUGCCCUUUGUCUACCGCCUGUUCAACGUCAAACGCAAUCUCAUGAUAAAAGCAAAUCGGAGGCUGUACACUCAGGAGCUUCUGAAGAAGUACUGCUGCGCUUUGGAGAAAUCUGUUCAGAUCUCCUGCAAGUACAACAUCCCCCCUCUCCCUGGACGCACUCUCUUUAUCGUUAAUAUCUUAGAUUGGAUAGAUGAGAACUGGACAAAUGAGGAAUUCUGCUUACCCCCUGAAAUCACAGACAACCUUGAUGAGAAUCAACUUUCAGCGAAGCCAUUAGAAACUGCGUUGCUCUUGUGCAUGAUGAUGAAAUACUGUAGUGAAGACUCUCAAGUCCUGUUCAAUUGCCACCAAGACUUAUACGAGGUCAAGUUGAGGUCUGAUGUCCUUCUGGAUAAUGUGAGACAAGCAAUUGAGCUGUCAAAAGCAAUCCGUGAAGACUAUGAUAAAUACGAAUACAUAUGUUCCUCUGCAUUCUUCACUAAGCUAACAGUAGAGAGAACAAAGGUGGAUCGUAUAGUUUUGUUUGAAAGAUACUACGGUGAUGAUAGUUUGAUGAUGGAAAUCAGUAACUACCGACAAGAUGUCAACCGUGAUACUGUUGUGAUGGAUCUGCAAAUUUCAAGGCCUUCAAGAACUGAAUUCAAAGAGGACUCCAGCACAGUACAGAUUUGGGGGUUUAGUGAGCAGAUCCUGAAGUUUGUUUCUGAGAGAGGCUCUUCAAGGAUGCUGCAGCAUGUGGAGAACAUGGACAGAGUCUAUAACAUCCCGCCACCACAAGGACGCCAAAAUGAACCUGAGAGAUCUGCUGACGUCAUGCCACUGCCAGCAACACCAAAGUUCAGAUGGAAAGGUGUGCGAGUGUUCAUCUCGUCUACGUUCAGGGACAUGCAUGCAGAGCGGGAUGUUCUGGUGCGUAGCGUCUUUCCAGAGCUCAGGAGGCGAGCAGCGCCAAAUUACCUGUACCUGCAGGAGGUGGAGCUGCGCUGGGGUGUUACUGAGGAGGAGUCCAACCGUGCUGCGGAGCUCUGUCUGUCAGAAGUGUGCCGCAGUCAGCUGCUGCUUGGCAUUCUGGGAGAGAGAUAUGGUCUAGUGCCGCCUCGUCCCAUCCUACCCGAUCUGCCUCAAUACAGUUGGCUGAACUCUGCGUCUGAUGGGUUAUCCAUCACUGAAAUGGAGAUCCGGCAGUUUCAAGCUCUGUAUCCAGACUCUGCUCAGAGCCGCAUGUUCUUCUACUUCAGAUCACCUCAUCUCGCUCAUUCAGUGCCAGCGGCAUGGAGGACAGACUUUGCGGCGGAAUCUAAAGAAGCUGAAGCUAAAAUGAACAGCCUAAAAACAUGGAUCCAGAGCAGCGAGUUCAAAGUGACAGAAAAUUAUCCCUGUGAAUGGGGUGGAGUGAUGGAUGGAAAACCAUACGUGAAAGGCCUGGAGGAAUUCGGCAAGGCGGCAUUGGAGGAUAUCUGGGAAGCCGUACAGCAGCUCUUUGUGGAGGAAACAGAUGAAGAUGUGACUUCAGAGAUUAAGGAGCAGGAAGUGCAUCAGGAUAACCAACAGCGUCAGUUUCACGGCAGGGCAAAGCUUAUUUCCAUGGCAACAGAAAAGAUUCAAGAAUGUCAGGAAAAAGGAGGAAUUCUGAUGGUGGAGGGAAAACCUGGAGAGGGCAAAACUGUGUUCAUGGCUGCCCUGGCACAAGCGCUCAAAUCCCCUGGCAAAAACAAGAAAUCUCCUCUCUGUGAUGUCAUAUCCUACUCCACAGAUGCCAGCCAAUCAGCUUGCAGUGUUGAGCAUCUUCUUCGCUGUCUUGUUCAAUGGCUGAGGAUGAGAAAAGAUGAGGAAGAAUUGCCUCCAAAGACAUCUUAUAAAGACCUGCUGUCUGAGUUCCACCUGAAUCUGAAAAACCAGAGCAAAGAGAAGCCACUAGCUUUGCUUAUUGACGGGGCAGACCGUAUUCAUGACGCGCGAGGUCAGAAAGUGUCAGAAUGGCUCCCACAGCACAUCCUUAAGGGUGUCUGUUUGGUCCUGAGUGUUACUUCAGAAUCAUCUCUACAAAACACUAUUAGCAAGAAGAAUAGUACUGUGUCGUUUCCACUUGGACAAUUAUCUUUACCUGACAAGAAGGAGAUUGUGCAGAAGCAGCUUGUUGAGUUUGGAAAAAAACUGAGCGAUUCUGCUUUCAAUAACCAGCUUCAGACGCUGCUGAUGAAGAAAGGCUCAGUGAGUCCACUCUACCUUCAUUUGGCCUGUGAGGAGCUGAGGAAUUAUGCUUCCUUUGAGAAGAUGAAGGAGAGCCUGCAGUCUCUUCCUCAGUCUGUUGGUGAGCUGGUGCAGCACAGUCUGCUGAGGCUGGAGAGUCAAUAUUGCAGAGCUGGACUCGGAUGGGCAUUAGCUGCUCUUGCUAUCAGCUUUACCGGGCUGCGGGAGAGUAGUCUUUACACCAUCCUGAACAUGUGCAAUGACUUAAACUCCAGAGGUGGACUGGUCACAUGGCAGGAAACUCUGCACAUAGCGAGGCAUCCAGAGAGUCGUGUUCCCAUGGCAACAUUUUCUCAGCUGGUCCGAACUUUGCACAGCCUGAUUGGACCAUCCCAUGGUCAGUGUUCAGAUGAUCUCCUCACUUUGACCCAUCCAGAAGUAAAAUCAGCCUUUGAACAUCUGUACCUGUCCACAGAGGAGAGCAGAAACAGAAGUCAUCUGAUCAUUGCAGCUCAUCUUUGGGUUCAGUCAAAUCCUCAGGGGAAGGACACGUUUCUUCACUCUGAUGCUGAUGGUCUUUCCCAUCUCUCUGCUCACCUGAUGAACAGUCAUCAGUGGGAGCCUUUGUAUUUUCUGCUGUCCAGUUUCCACUUCCUCUAUGCCAAUGUGAGGCAUGGACUUCUUCACCAACUCCUGGAGACGUACAGUUUAUUCUCCCAAAAAUAUAAGGUUCAGCUGCAAUCCAAAACAUCAACAGUUAACAGGAAGGAUUUUGAAGACUGUCUGAGUUUUCUGCAGCGCCAUAGUCUUCUCCUCUCACAGUGGCCUGCUCUCUUUGUACAAACAGCUCUUAAUGAAUCAUGUGACAGCUCUGCACAUUUGUGGGCUGAAAACAUGACAAUAAAUGCAAGCGUGCAAGCUGUAAAAUGGCUAAACUACACAGAUGCAGCACACAAAGAUGUUAGCGAGCUGGUUUCCACCUUUCAUUCUGAGCCGAGUUGUGUGGUGGUCAGUCCUGGGGGGAAAACUGUUGCAGUGGGAACAGGAGAGGGAGCACUUCACCUUCUGCAUACAGAAACCGGACAGGAAGUGAAGUCAUUGUUGAUCAGUGGGGAUGGCAUCUCUGGGUGUAUCUUCCUUGGCGAGGAGAAUCUGGCAAUGACCUCUUUUAUUGGGGAGGUGGAGGUGUGGGAUAUAGCCAGCAGUUGCAGAAUUGCCCACAUAAACGCCCACUCCAACAAGAUCACAGGAUGUGAUGUCAGUCCAGACAGAAAAAUCUUUGCUACUGUCUCAUUAGACCUGAACUUGAAGGUGUUUUCAGCGCAGAAGAACACAGAAGUGGCCUGUCUGGAGAAUCCCUGUCCACUGAACUGUGUGAAGUUUGAUCUGGAGGGUCAGCUACUGGCCGUGGGCUGCUGGGAUGGAGCAGUUUGUUUAUGGAACUGGCUUGAACAAAAAAAAGUUGCGACUCUGCAGGGUCAUGAGAGUUCAGUGCGGAGUCUGUCGUUCUCCCACAGCUCCUCCAUACUGUGCUCUGGCUGUCUGUCUGGAGAAGUGCGGCUCUGGUCAGUGGCAGCAGCUGCUUGUGUGGGCAGUUUUCAUGCUCACCGUGGCUCCACGCAGUCCCUAAACUUCCUGCAGGGGGGAAACCUUUUACUGAGUGCUGGGCAGGACCGUGUGGUUAAUGUAUGGUCUGCUGGUCUUGGGCGAUCUGUAGCUGUACUGGGGAAAGAAAAGCAGCAAAAGCACACCAGACGUGGAAAUGAAGAUGAAUCUGCUGCGCUGUGUGUGGCUGUGUCCAAUGGCUGUGCAGCUGUGGGCUACCAUGGUGAUGGUAUCAAAAUGUUCAAUUUAAACUCAGGAGAGAAGGUGUGGGCCAGUGAUGGGCUACAGGUGUCUGUGCUUUGCCUCUUGUGGAUGGAUGAAGGAGGAUCAGAGCUGCUGCUGUCUGGCUGCAUGGACCACCGGCUCAGGAUCUGGGAAAGGCGAGGAGAAAGCCUUGUGCUUGGAGCAUCUUUUGGGGUGCAGAAGGGAGCUAUUCUCGCCCUGGCGCAAAACUCCACUCAUGUGGCAUCUGCAUCUGACAAUUUCACCAUUGCUCUGUGGCUGAAAAGUGACUUGACGUCUAAGCCUUGGACUGAUCCUGCUGUGCCGUUUAUUCUGAGAGGUCACAAUGGCGGAGUCACAUGCCUUUCCUUCAGUCCUAGUGGGAAACAGUUGCUGUCAGGAGGGAAAGAUCAGGCUUUGAUGGUAUGGAAGGUAGACUCCUCUUCUCCUGCUCUUUCCCAGACCAUUUCUUCCUGCCAUGGAGACUGGAUUACAGGAUGUGCUUGGACUUCAUCUGCUGUGCUCAGCUGCUCCAGUGACUGUAAACUGCGGAUCUGGGAUAUACAGACUGGACAUUUACUGAGAGAGAUCCUGACUAGUUCAUCUUUGAGCACACUGUGCUGCUGGGAGGUUCAUGUAAUAGCAGGCUCUGCAGAUGGACGGCUGAUGGUUUGGAAAUGGGAAUCAGGUGUAGAAGUCACCAGUAUUCAGGCCCACAAGUCACGUCUGCAUCACUGCACUGUAGUUUCUCAGUCAGAAUUUGGAGAUCAUUUUAAAGCAGAAGACUUAUUGGUAGCUUCAGCAUCAGAGGAUGGAACUGCUAAACUCUGGCAUCCACUGCAGGUACAUCAUCAUAAUACUCUGCAUGGUCAUGAUGAUGAGAUCCAAGCUUUAGUUUGCAAAGGGACUGGAAUCCCAGAGUUCCUCACCGUGUCUGUGGAUCGAUCCCUCAGGUCAUGGAGUGUCACCUCAGAAAUGGCAUCCUCAGAAACUCCUCACUGGCAGAAGGAUGAUGUCAGAGCUUUGUGUUUCCUGGGCACUGAUGACCUCAUGGUGUGCGGUUAUGAGACAGGCAGACUGGAAAUAUGGCAAAAGAACUCAAUGGUUUACUGGAAGAAGGUCAGUGAAGCCAGCAUAUAUUCAUUUGCUGUCAUGCCAAAUGAUGAGUUGGCUGUGGGUUGCAGCGACCACUCUGUUUGUGUAUGGAAAUUGGAGCGGGAUGCUAAGAAUUGCAUUGUGGGGCUUGAUAAGGUGUCUUCAUACAAAUUGGAAUCUCCAGCAAGCUUUUUGCUCUACUGUUCAGGUCUGUUUGGAGCAUGUAUGAGUGGGCAAAUCCUUGAUGUGGUCUCCACUGCCUCACAAACCAAAGAGUAUUUUAGCUGGACAGAUAAGGUGCGUCCUAUGGGUCUAAUGGUGAAUGACAGCAAGAGCUUUUGGCUGUUGGGGCAGAAACAGAGCCAGCUGUACAUUGGCCUCGUUCUUUCAAUGGGUCCAAGCAGCUCUUAUGGCAUAAAUGUUUGUGAAGAUGCGGUGGGUAGAAAACUGGAGGACUUAGAAGUAGAUGAACAAGAGGAGGAACAACAAGAGGAGGAGAAGCAACUGGAGGAGGAGGAGGAGAAGGAGGAGGAGGAAGACCAACAGGUAGGGCAAAAGCAGCAGGAGGAUGAGGAGCAACAGCAGGAGGUGGAGGAAGAGCAACAGGAGGAAGAAGAGCAACAGGAAGAAAAAAAGCAGGAGGAAGAAGAGCAACAGCAGAAAGUAAAACUGAGUGACGAGGAGAUUAAACAGCGGAGGGAGAAUCAAAUUGAAAAACAGAGGGCGGCACAGAUCAGCUUCUGGAUCACAGCUGUAGCAGUGCAGAAUGACUUCUUUGUGUGUGGGGAUUUUAAAGGGAACAUAUGGUUCAAUCAACCUCCUAAUAUGACCACCUGGACUCAGAGAAGACCGGCACACACAGAUAAAGUGAGCGUACUGCGGUUAACAGAGACCCUUAUCAUCUCAGCAUCUCAUGACAGAACCAUCAAACUAUGGGACAGACGCUCUAAGAAACAGGUUGGCAUGUUUGUGUGUGGAGCUCCUGUCAGGGUGCUGGAGGUUAAUCCACAUGACCCCAGGGAGUUUGUUUGUGGCGAUACACAGGGUCAGCUGUACUUUCUGUCCUGGAAAGGCUGACUUUCUCAUAGUCCAUACACAAUCACAGUAUGUUUAUUAGUUGUAAUUUAAAGAGGCAUUCUCAUUUUUAUUAAAAGGACUAGUUCACAUCCAGAGUGAAAAUUCUGUCAGUAAAUCAUCCUCUACUAGUUCGAGUUUCUUUCUUCUGCUAAACAGUAAAAAAAUUAUAGCUAAACCGUUGAAGAACACCAUUGAUCUAGAGUAGGGGAAAAUACAAUGGAAGUCAAUGGUGACCAAUCAUCAUGGAAGUGAACUAGUCUUUUAAAUUGACAUGAAUGGAGCAUUCUGCACUAAAGACACUAUUGCCUUAAACUAAGCCAUGAUAUGAAGAAUGUUUGCGAUGAUUUUAUUAUAUGAAUAUUAUAA